Laccaria bicolor S238N-H82 is the source of this 549-nucleotide messenger RNA. RefSeq lists its product as uncharacterized. Gene Ontology annotation, biological process: DNA replication, removal of RNA primer. The coding region runs from base 1 to 549 and encodes 182 amino acids. Gene Ontology annotation, molecular function: nucleic acid binding; RNA-DNA hybrid ribonuclease activity. The transcript has 2 exons. The record is from RefSeq and is a predicted model, not a curated record. Lineage: Eukaryota; Fungi; Basidiomycota; Agaricomycetes; Agaricales; Hydnangiaceae.
AUGGGACAUCCGAAUAUCGAACAGCGCAAAUUCAACUUUUGCCCAACUCUCGCUGGCCGCGACCUGGAGCACCUCAUCACCCAAUGUCCUAUGUGCACUCGCUUCUUUGCCGCUUGCUGUUCCCAUCAAUCCUACGGUGGCGAUUUGGCUUUACCUAACAAACGAGUUUGCCACCACUUCCAACUUGUCUUUAUCGAUGGCGCGUGUUCCAACAAUGGUCGGGACGAUGCUAAAGCUGGGCUGGGUAUCACCAUCGGCGACGAUGAAGAAUGUUGCUGGAGUAUUGCUGUGAAAGAUGCGGUAGACCCAGUUGGACCCAGAACUAGUCAACGCGCCGAGUUAUUGGCGGCGAUAGAAGGUUUGAAGCAAUUGGAGACUUCGAAUCGACUUCGAAAGGGGGAUAGCCUCCACAAGCCACCCCGCCGCGACACAGACACUCUGGGUCCUACCUACAUCGUCGUGGCCGAUUCUGAGUACGUUGUGAAAGGGAUCACAGAAUGGUUUCCCACUUGGCGUGUCAAAAACUGGCGUACGGCAGCUGGAAAAUAA